Dovyalis caffra is the source of this 1593-nucleotide messenger RNA. NCBI's taxonomy places the organism in Eukaryota, Viridiplantae, Streptophyta, Magnoliopsida, Malpighiales, Salicaceae. The record is from the annotation of a GenBank genome assembly.
AUGCCGGAGAUGAGAGGAGGAGGGUUGAACACGUGGCAAGACGAGCUAGCGAGUUUAGUGGAUGACAGUGGAAUCCGAUAUACCGGAGAGCCAGUGGAUACAAUGGCGGCUCCACCGCCGAUAUUUACUGCAACAAGAAUAAUGGAAUCGGAGUCGGAAAUGGAAAGGGAAACGGAGAGUUUGAAGGAGCAAGUGACGGGGUUUUUGAAGUCGUGGGGAGAGAUGUUGGUAGAUUUCGGGAAAGGAUGUAAAGAUAUAGUGACGCAAAGUAAUUUGGUGACUGAAGAUUCGUUUAUUGUGCAAAAAUUUGGAAAGCCAAUGGCUAAAGCUUCGGCCAGGUUAAAGUAUUUGAAUGAGUUUUUGCCUGAGGAUCGUGACCCUGCCCUUGCUUGGCCAGUUAUUUUCUUCGUCUUUAUUCUCGCUCUUACAGCAAUAAGUGUACAUAGCACAAAUGAUAGCUUGGUUCCGUUGGUAAAGAAAAUGCUUGUACAUCCGCCUAGUGCUAAUCGCAUACUGCUUCCUGAUGGUCGACACAUGGCUUAUCUUGAGCAAGGUGUUCCGGCUGACAGAGCAAGAUUUUCUGUGAUUGCUUCGCAUUCUUUUCUUUCCUCUCGACUUGCAGGUAUGCCUGGAGUUAAAACAUCGUUGCUUGAAGAGUUUGGUGUUCGCUUGAUCACGUAUGAUCUUCCUGGUUUUGGAGAGAGCGAUCCUCAUACCAGCAGAAAUCUUAACUCAUCGGCAAUGGACAUGUUCUACCUAGCUGAUGCUGUUGGUGUUAAUGGAAAAUUUUGGGUGCUGGGUUACUCAAGUGGAAGCAUGCAUUCUUGGGCUGCACUUAGAUACAUUCCUGACAAAAUUGCUGGUGCUGGCAUGUUUGCUCCAAUGAUUAAUCCAUAUGACCGAAGCAUGACUAAAGAAGAGAUGAGAAGAACAUGGGAUCAGUGGUCCCCGAGAAGGAAGCUAUUGUACUUCUUAGCUCGGAAAUUUCCGAACUUCCUCUCUUAUUUUUAUCACCGAAGCUUCCUGUCUGGAAAUCAUGGUCAAAUUGAUAAGUGGAUGUCUCAAUCACUUGGAAAGAAGGAUGAAAUUCUGAUCGAGGAGCCAAUGUUUGAGGAGUUUUGGCAUAGGGAUGUGGAGGAGUCGAUACGCCAGGGGAGUACAAAACCAUUCAUUGAGGAAGCUGUGCUACAGGUAUCAAACUGGGGUUUCAGCCUAGCAGAUCUUCAGGUGCAGAGGAAGUGCCAGAGGAAUGGCAUUCUUCAUUGGCUGAGGUCCAUGUACAGUCAGGCAGAAUGUAAAUUGGCCGGAUUUCUUGGUCCCAUACACAUCUGGCAGGGGAUGGAUGAUCGAGUAGUGCCACCAUCAAUGACUGAUUACAUAAGCCGGGUUCUACCAGGGGCCAACUUGCAUAAGCUCCCAAAUGAAGGCCACUUUUCCUACUACUUUUUCUGUGAAGAAUGCCAUAGACAGAUAUUCUCUACUCUUUUUGGAGAGGCUCUAGGUCCUCUUGACAAGAUGGUGGAAAGGGAUGAAACUUCAUUUGAAGCAGAGAUGGUGGAAGUAUCAUCCACUACUGGUUCUGUCAGGAAAUGA